UGCUGUUGCGCACAAGGCGCAACUGCUGCGCGCUUGGCGCUCCUGUCGCUGGGAGUGUGUGCACUCCGGCCAGUUCUGAUGGAUAAAUGCAGAGAGGCAGCCGAGUCCCAAGUGACCUGCUUCCGAUUUACUACGUCUGCAGAGACAGUAAUGAUGUUCCGUUCGAGGAUCUGAAGUCUGGUGCGCGGAUGAGUUUUGGACUGCAUGCGCAACAGCUUAGACAGAAGAAACACGAUCUGGUGGACUGGUUGCAAACCACCCAGGAUGGUUUAACUUUGCCGCCUAUUUACUUUUUAUUUUCUUUGUGUUGUUUAUUUAUUUUUUUCCUAUUCUGAGUUCAUUUUGGAGAGGUCUUUUUGUGGGAGUUUUUGUGUGGCUCUGCAUGGAGCCGAUAUGAUUUUGCGCACUGGAAGUUUAGCCCUGCUACCCUGAACUCUCCAUCUUUUUGCGCUUUCACCCCCCACUUUUACAACCAAGUCUGCAGGAGGACCAAGGCACGAAAGAGCAAAUGGCCAGCGAGCGCAAACCGCGGCUCUGCAUCAUGGCAAAGGGGGAGAACGGGUAUGGGUUUCACUUGCACGGCGAGAAGGGGAAGAGCGGCCAGUUUAUCCGCAAAGUAGAGUCGGGCUCCCCUGCAGAAGCGUCGGGAAUGCUGGCCGGGGACAGGGUGGUCGCGGUGAACGGAGUGAACGUGGAGAGAGAGACGCACCACCAGGUGGUACAGCGGAUCAAGGCGGUAGAAAACGAGACCAGGUUGCUGGUUGUUGAUCAGGAAACAUACGAAAGCCUCCGCAGCCUGCAUCUCACACCCACAGAGGAGAUGGCCGUCCUCGGGACCGAGGCUCUUCCUGCUGUUCCGUCGCCCCCAGCCUCCCCCCCGUCGGCGCCCUCCUCGACGCCUUCCUCCCCCAUCAAGAAGCGCCAGAACGGCUCCGUGUCCAAGCAGAGCGGCCAGAUGCAGAAGCCCACCAGGAGGUCACCUUCGAAGGCUGCGAAGAAGGAGGCACCAACAGAGGUGGAGACUCAGCCUGAGCCCCAGGACCAGUCCCCACCCCAGGCUGACCCGUCUGAGCUCGCUCCACGUCUGUGCCACCUGACCCGGUCUGCGGGGGGAUACGGCUUCAACCUUCACAGUGAACGGUCGCGGCCCGGCCAGUACAUCCGCUCCCUGGACCCGGGCUCGCCCGCCGAACGCGCCGGACUGCGACCACAAGACAGGCUAGUUGAGGUGAACGGCGUGAACAUCGAGGGCAUGAGGCACACAGAAGUAGUGGCCUUCAUAAAGAAAGGGGGAGAGCAGACCUGGCUGCUGGUGGUGGAUCCAGAAACGGACGAACACUUCAAGAGAAGAGGCGUGAUCCCCACGAUCAGCCACGUCAAAGACUAUGACGGUCCCUCCAUAUCCAACGGCUCCCCCGGCCCUCAGGUCAACGGCAGCUCCACCACCCAGUCCAUCAGGUCAACGCGCUCCGAUCUCAGCAGCCAGGGCAACAGCACGCAGCUGGCGGACGACGACGGCAGCCAGCUCAUGGACCCUUUCGCUGAGAUCGGCCUGAGACUCAGCGCCACGGCGGCGGAGGAGAAGAUGAAGAUCCAUGCCAAGGAGAAGAAGAAGGCGCCACAGAUGGACUGGAUGAAGAAAUAUGAGCUGUUCAGCAAUUUCUAAGACUUCGUUUCUUGCCUCGCGAGACUCCAGAGACCAAAGGACAGCGUUCUCUAGUUCCCUCCAAGAUGGCCUAUCACUUUUUCCUCUAAAUCAACUAUUUGAUUCACCCUCCUCCGAGAGACUCGCAAUAGCAGCUAUUUUUGUAUCCGAAAAAACCACGAACAAAGAUAAAUAAGCCGCAUCCCUUGGUGGAAAGCCUUCUCCGGAGGUCAAUGGACACUGUGGCAUGAAUUACGGUGGAUUUUGAGGGAGUUUUUUUUUUUUUUUUCAAAAACAGCCCGUGGAUGCCUGAAGCAGGCGACAGAAUCACUGUGAAAGACUUUGCCCUGAUCCCAUGCAGAAAAAAUGUCCGACCCAGAAAAGAAACGCCUUUGUCCUAAGUGUAUUUUUACAUACAGUAGUAUAUCAUCAUUAAUCAUAAUCGUCAGUUAAUGUGCGCCUGUUUGCAAUACAUGAAUCACUGCUUUAUGCUCUAACCACCAAUAUCUCCUUAUCAGAAGAGCUCACACGAUAAAGGGAGUGACCACUAGCUUUAAAAGUUUAGACGGGAACAAUGUGAAGGAGCUCUGUGUUUAUAGGCAGGAUGUGAUUUGAUGCUUGAUGUUUACAGCACGAAAAAAAAACAGAGGCCUUUUUGAAGCUACUAAACUAACAGAAUCCGAUUUUUGGACGUUGAUCCACCUUACACGAUUACAGAGAAACAUUGAUCAGAAGAAGUUAGAGUGACGGUUGGAAAAAAAAUCAGGCAAACUUAAAAGUCAACCUCAAAGUGGUUUUAAUGUGAAAGAUGCAUUAUGUGUUGAAACGUUUUGUCUGUUUUUCUAAGAACUCGUGGAAGCAACAUUUAAUUGCUGGCCAAGUAGCGCUCUACUAAUAAUUCAGUAUUAAUUAUUAUUGUUUUGUUUUUUUCUUUUAUAUUAGACUCGUGAAGCAGGUAGGAUUGUGAAGGGUUCGCCUUUUUUUUUUCCUCUCACUACUAAAUACAUGGAGUCAACCAGACUGUCUCAGAUUUUAUUGUAAGUCUUGUUUUACGGGCAUAAAGAUGUGUGAAAAGCCUUAGAAUAAAUCUCUUAUUGCUGUAUCACUGAAAAGUU
Messenger RNA from Fundulus heteroclitus (mummichog), 2760 nucleotides. RefSeq names its product Na(+)/H(+) exchange regulatory cofactor NHE-RF2. Gene Ontology annotation, molecular function: signaling receptor binding; protein-membrane adaptor activity. NCBI's taxonomy places the organism in Eukaryota, Metazoa, Chordata, Actinopteri, Cyprinodontiformes, Fundulidae. Gene Ontology annotation, cellular component: apical plasma membrane. Gene Ontology annotation, biological process: protein localization to plasma membrane. The record is from RefSeq and is a predicted model, not a curated record. The transcript has 6 exons. The coding region runs from base 509 to 1666 and encodes 385 amino acids.